UUCUCAAAACCAAACCCUAUGUUUCUAUUCUAUUACAUAUCUCUGGUUUUCAUCGUUGAAAAUCAACACUUCUCAUUUUCAUCUGCAAAUUCUGAAACCAACACCUUCCACUAUGGCUUCCAUCAACAGCUUUUGGAUUCUCUCUCUCGCUCUCCUCUUCCUCGCUUCCCCUCUCCUUCAAGUUGCUAUGUGCCAAUCUGACUCUGAUGGAGCUGUGGAUGCCACUGACGAAGCGAGUGAUAUUGGCAUCGUUGGUGAUGAUGCUCAAGACUAUGGUGGUGAGACCUUCACCUCUGCUCCGGGAAUUGAAACAAUAAGCGUAUUUCCAAAAAAUAGCGCAAGAUUGGUAACUGCCGGAGAAGAUACAGAGCUGCUCGUUGGUGUGAAAAAUAAUGGAGAGUCAAGUUUGAAUGUUGUUGCAAUCAGGGCCAGUGUUCACCUUCCCUUUGAUCAUCGCAUGCUCGUUCAAAAUCUUACUGCUCAGAUUUUCAACAAUGGUUCAGUACCAUCCUCAGCACAGGCUACUUUCCCAUAUUUGUUUGCAGUCAGCAAGUUCUUGCAGCCUGGAACUUUUGAUCUUGUGGGCAGUAUUGUAUAUGAGAUAGAAGACAAUCCGUAUCAAACCACCUUCUUUAAUGGCACUAUUGAAGUUGUUGAAGCUGGUGGCUUUCUUAGCAUUGAAUCUGUUUUUCUUGUUACUCUUGGAGCUGCCCUCCUGGUCCUCCUUGGGCUAUGGAUUCAUGGUCAAAUACAAAACCUGUCUAAGAAAACAAAGAGGGCUCCAAAAGUUGAAGUUGGGACUAGGAGUAUCGAUGCUUCAACAGAUGAAUGGCUACAGGGAACUGCAUAUGCCCAGUCUCUGUCAAGCAAAUCAAAGAAGAAGAAGUAGAUGAACACCUGUUCUCAAGUUCAGCCGCACAAGACUCUACCAUGUGGUACAGAAUCCUGUAACAGACUAGGUCUGUGAGUUUGUUAGGAGUACGAGGAAGUAGUUCUGAAAUUUUGGCUGAAAGGACCUGUCUUUUCUGUUGUAGCUUAAAAGAAUUUUCACUUUUUUUUAGCCUUCCAAUGAAGUUGAGCAUUAUCGAUGGAAAACUAACAAGGAUGUGAGUUAGGAAGGAUACAACUUUUGAGAUGUGGCAGAAUUUUUAUCAGAUAAUUUAAUUUUAUUCAUAUCCUUUUGUUUU
Molecule: messenger RNA, 1187 nt
Organism: Lotus japonicus
Lineage: Eukaryota; Viridiplantae; Streptophyta; Magnoliopsida; Fabales; Fabaceae
Product: translocon-associated protein subunit alpha
Exons: 8
Coding region: 113-889 (258 amino acids)
Cellular component (GO): endoplasmic reticulum membrane; endoplasmic reticulum
Source: RefSeq, a predicted model, not a curated record